AUGGCCCACGCCAGCCCAAUACUCCUCCACCUUUGGCGGGACGAUGGCAUUCGAUCAGCUCUCCUCUCGCACAUGGACACAGCUUCCAUCUGUACCUUGCGCCUCACCCAGUUCGAAUUCUGCGAGCUUACAACUCCAGCUCUUUUCACCCGAACCCGCUUAACUUUUACACCAUCCGCUCUUAUACGACCGUCUCGUCUUGAGGCAUUGUCUCGAAUUGGGCCGCAUAUUGAGCACCUUACAUUCUCCAUGCCUCAUAGCGAGGCUACCUUCCUCCCACCACUUCUAAAUCCAAUGAAUGGUCACGAGGUCAACUUCUUAUAUACCCCUCAUACAACAGUCACCUCAGUCACCUCGCGGCCCAAAUAUGGAAGCCCGGAAUUGGGGGAUCUCUUGACGCAACAAUAUCCUCCUCUCUUCCACGCCGCUACCAAUGUACCAGCUUUCAUCAAUGCUCUGGCACAGAUGCCCAAUCUUAGACAUCUCACUAUAUCAUGUCCAGGACAAGAUCCAGCGCAGAGAUAUCGUCGAGAUUGUGUCGACUAUGCACUCAUAAGUCUGCGCAUAGCCAUUGAACGGGCCCCGAUGCUUCGACUAGAGAAGCUCUCGUUACGCCAAAUACAUCCUGCCGGCCUUCAGUAUCUCAGGCAUCAUCCAGGGUAUGGAUGCACGCCAUCUGCAGGGCGCCGGUGGAAACAAAUUAGGAAGCUCGCCAUCACCAUGGACUCUUGGGACUUCCUGGGUCUCAGGCCCGGACUCGACCAUCUCAAAAUCCUGGAUGACUACAUUCGGAAUUUCUCGGCCAAUCUCGAAAAAGUCAGCUUCAGCUGGAAUGGCAGGAAAGGACCUUGUCCAUUGACACUGUUCUCCGAUCCGCUCUUUGCGCCUCCGAGAAAAGCUGCAAAAUUGUUUGCUGAAGUCACGUCGCCCAUGUCACCAUUACCAGCUGCACCUCCUCGCCCGUCCAUGACUUUUCCCAAGCUCCGCUAUAUGCAAGUUCGCAACGCCACAAUGUCCGUAGAGCAAGUUUCGGACUUCGUGUAUGAGCAUCGGCACACUGUCAAAGAAUUCGACUUUGAGAACGUCUUUUUGAUCAACGGCGGUAUUUGGGAAGAUGCUCUCGCGCCACUGACUAGGAUCAGUGGUAGUGAUGAAUGGUUAUCUCAACAAAGCGGCUCGGAAGUUGAAAGUUCUAUGAGCUCGCACGGCCAGGAUGACUUGGAUUACUUGUUCGGGGAGCUCGAGAAACCCGAAGUCGUCGACUCGCUAUCUGGUCUUCCUGAUGAGAUAUUCGACGAUGAAGCCACAAAAACCUCGGUCCAGGUCAAGAAGAAGCGGGUCCACAGACGGCGCAGACGCAAGCAUCAUCGGGAACACAAGGAGCCAUCAGAAGAUUUGGCGAUAUCCUAUCCCAUAUGCAUCCCCAACCCUGUGGUGGAUGUUUUACAGCCCACAACAUUUGAUCCCAACGUGCAAGGUGUUCAGCGCAACUUUCAACAAGACGCAGCCCAACAGGAGCUUGCUGAUGACCCCGAGAAAAGGGUAUCGGCGUUGAAGAAAGCGAAGGAAGCCGUGCUGAAGCAACUUGGGCGGGAGUUUUGUAAGAAUCAAGAGAGGAAGGAGCACAUGAAAGGUUUCUUUAAGAAUACUUGCUCUUCCGGGUGGAAAAGCAGGGCGAUGGUUGGGCACGAAAGUAGUACGGCUUUAGUUCCAUUGAUGUUCAGUCGCUAUUAG
This is a messenger RNA of Lachnellula hyalina, 1734 nucleotides long. RefSeq lists its product as uncharacterized. The coding region runs from base 1 to 1734 and encodes 577 amino acids. The transcript has a single exon. Lineage: Eukaryota; Fungi; Ascomycota; Leotiomycetes; Helotiales; Lachnaceae. The record is from RefSeq and is a predicted model, not a curated record.